Molecule: messenger RNA, 1029 nt
Organism: Pyrus x bretschneideri (Chinese white pear)
Lineage: Eukaryota; Viridiplantae; Streptophyta; Magnoliopsida; Rosales; Rosaceae
Product: probable E3 ubiquitin-protein ligase RHY1A
Exons: 4
Coding region: 272-874 (200 amino acids)
Source: RefSeq, a predicted model, not a curated record
UGACUGCAGUAAACACUAUUUAUUUUUGUUUUACCGGUAGUAGGCCGUUGAACCGUCUCUGAAACUUUAACGGUUUUCACUCAUACAUAAUUGAGAGGAGAGAGAUGAAGAUGAUUGAUGCAGAUUGUAUAUACAACCAUCAAUGGACCAAGCAGCUUUUCAUGGUGGAAAAACUGGAUCAUUUAUAAGAGAAAUAUAUACAUAUAUAUAUAGAGCUACACUCGUUUUCUUUGUCGGGUUUUGAGUUGUUGUAAUUUGGAGGUUGAAAUUAAUGGCUGGAAUGCUUCCUGGUGUGGAAUGCGCUCGGAGGAGACGAGUCCAUCAGAGCGGAGAGUCACCGUGUGUCGGCGGCAUCCAUGGCAGCACCAGGCGGUCUUCUUUCUGUUUGUAUGCUAGCAACCAUGAUUCUCACCACACCCCCACCUCUUCACUGCAAAGAAGCAUACUGAACCAAGCAUACAUGGAUGAGAAGCUGGGAGUGGAAGCCAGAGAAGCCAAGGGGAGAUUAGAUGAAAGACUGAGAACACAAAGAAAACCACAACCCAAAAGGCAUACUAAUGGUGGUAACAAGGGACUGAAAUGUGUGGAUGGAGGAGGAAGAUCAUCUGUGGUGCUUGGGGAGUUGCAGAAAGAAGUUUACGGAGCAAACAAGAGUAGUAGUAGUAGUACAAGUGGGUCAAAGAAGUUCAGCUGGUCAAAGCUGACCUGGAAGUCAUCGGACCAGGAUGAAUGUGCAGUCUGCCUGGAGAGGCUCAGGCCAGGUGAGGCCCUGGUGCACCUGCCCUGUGCCCAUAGGUUCCACUCUGGUUGCAUGGUUCCAUGGCUUCACAACAAUGGCCAUUGCCCCUGUUGCAGAACGGAGAUUAUCUCCUAGUAACUGUAUUGGUAAUUUGGUAAAUGCAAAUUGAAAAAUACAGAUUGAGCUUGCAGUUGCAGUUGUAGAGUUGGUUUGAAGUUUGAACAAUUAACUUUGUGAUGCUAAUUGUUUGGUUACCAUAUGUUUUUGUUAAAGUGAAUAGUUGCCAAGUA